GAGAUCGAGCUCCGUCACCGUUCUUUCUUUGAAAACUCUGACAAAGAGAGGAAUUAAAUUGAAGAGAAAAUUCCCUAUCGUACUUUCCCAGGUGCCAAACAAACUUUCUCGGCAAUGGUUUCUCUACGACUAUCACCGAUUCCGUGGCGCGGGGAACUUCACAGUUUCUGCAAUUAGGUCGCUUUUCUCAGUCAAUUCAACCGCUAACUCGUCAGAUCUCAUCCGGCUUCGGCAGGUCGGAUCCGAUCUGUGAAAUCCUUAAGAGAUCGAAAAGAAUGGCCGGGGCGGUCUCCGCUCUGUUCCUUCUAGACAUUAAGGGGCGCGUGCUGGUGUGGCGUGACUACCGUGGCGACGUCUCUGCCACUCAAGCAGAACGCUUCUUCACCAAGCUCAUCGAGAAAGAGGGCGACCCGCAGUCUCAAGAUCCAGUUGUGUAUGAUAAUGGAGUGACAUACAUGUUUAUACAGCACAGCAACGUCUACUUGAUGACAGCUUCGAGACAGAACUGCAAUGCGGCUAGCCUUCUUUCUUUUCUACACCGAGUAGUUGAUGUCUUCAGACAUUAUUUUGAAGAGUUAGAAGAGGAAUCACUUAGGGAUAAUUUUGUAGUGGUGUAUGAGUUACUUGAUGAAAUGAUGGACUUUGGUUACCCUCAAUAUACGGAAGCAAAAAUUCUUGGUGAGUUUAUCAAAACUGAUGCAUAUAGGAUGGAAGUUACUCAAAGACCUCCUAUGGCUGUUACAAAUGCAGUCUCUUGGCGAAGUGAAGGGAUUGCCUAUAAGAAGAAUGAGGUUUUCUUAGAUGUGGUGGAGAAGGUUAAUAUUCUUGUCAACAGCAAUGGACAGAUAAUUAGGUCGGAUGUUGUUGGAGCAUUGAAGAUGAGAACCUAUUUGAGUGGUAUGCCUGAGUGUAAGCUUGGCCUAAAUGAUAGAGUAUUAUUGGAGGCACAAGGCCGAGCAACAAAGGGAAAGGCAAUUGAUCUGGAGGAUAUAAAAUUUCAUCAGUGCGUGCGGCUGGCACGAUUUGAAAAUGACCGCACGAUAUCCUUCAUUCCACCUGAUGGGUCUUUUGAUCUUAUGACAUAUAGACUCAGUACUCAGGUAAAGCCUCUCAUUUGGGUGGAAGCUCAAGUUGAAAGACAUUCAAGAAGCAGAGUUGAGGUUAUGGUAAAAGCAAGGAGUCAGUUUAAGGAGCGCAGUACUGCUACAAAUGUUGAGAUUGAGAUUCCAGUACCUGCCGAUGCUUCCAAUCCAAAUGUCCGGACGUCAAUGGGUUCUGCAUCAUAUGCACCUGAAAGUGAUGCACUGGUAUGGAAGAUAAGGUCAUUUCCUGAUCUAAUGGUCCUUGGCAGUACUGCUACAAAUGUUGAGAUUGAGAUUCCAGUACCUGCCGAUGCUUCCAAUCCAAAUGUCCGGACGUCAAUGGGUUCUGCAUCAUAUGCACCUGAAAGUGAUGCACUGGUAUGGAAGAUAAGGUCAUUUCCUGGUGGCAAGGAGUAUAUGUUGCGGGCGGAGUUCAGUCUUCCUAGUAUAACUGCUGAAGAUGGAGGUCCAGAGAGAAAAGCUCCAAUACAUGUGAAGUUUGAAAUCCCAUAUUUUACUGUUUCAGGAAUACAGGUUCGCUACCUGAAGAUCAUUGAGAAAAGCGGCUAUCAGGCUCUUCCAUGGGUCAGAUACAUAACAAUGGCUGGAGAGUAUGAACUGCGACUUAUUUAAUUGUGACUCUUGUCGGUUGACAUUUUGAAUUCAGGAAGUUUAUUUACUAGUUUAAAUCACAUAAGAACGAGGGCAAAAUGAAAUGGUUGGAUAAACAAGAAAGCCCUGUAGAAUGUAUUCUAUAUUCUUAUGAAAGUUUGUUGAGAAAAUUCUUUUCUGCUUCACUUCACAUUCUGUGAAUGAUAAUUGUCAUGUCCAAUAUUUCUGUACGAGUUGAUUGAUAAUAAUCACAAAAAAAAGGGGGUUUAUUCA
Rubroshorea leprosula is the source of this 1967-nucleotide messenger RNA. Lineage: Eukaryota; Viridiplantae; Streptophyta; Magnoliopsida; Malvales; Dipterocarpaceae. The record is from the annotation of a GenBank genome assembly.